CAAGAUGCUGGUGCUACAUUGGAGAAAAUGUUAUCAAAUGGUUCAUCAGUAUCUGUGCAGCUGUACUCUCCAAGGAGACCGGUGGUUGAUAUAGCCGAGGUAUUUCUUUGGUUAAUGGCAGUAGGUACCAUAUUGUGUGCGUCUUACUGGUCUGCAUGGAGUGCAAGAGAAGCAGCUAUAGAGCAAGAUAAAUUGUUAAAGGAUGCUACAGAUGAACUUCCAAACAUUAAAAGCCCUGGUGGAAGCAGUGUAGUGGAUAUCAACACAACGUCUGCAAUCUUGUUUGUCGUUGUUGCUUCAUGCUUCUUGAUUCUUAUAUACAAGCUUAUGUCAUAUUGGUUCAUUGAACUAUUGGUGGUUCUCUUCUGCAUUGGUGGUGUAGAGGGUUUGCAGACUUGCUUAGUUGCCUUACUAUCAAGGUGGUUCAAGCGAGCUGGAGAAUCAUUUAUUAAAGUGCCUGUCUUAGGGGCUAUCUCAUACCUUACUUUGGCUGUUGCUCCAUUCUGCAUAGCUCUUGCUGUGGUUUGGGCUGUGUACAGAAAUGUCUCUUUUGCAUGGAUAGGUCAAGAUAUACUUGGUAUUGCACUCAUUAUCACUGUUCUUCAGAUAGUACGAAUUCCUAAUCUCAAGGUGGCCACAGUCCUUUUGAGCUGUGCAUUCAUCUACGACAUCUUUUGGGUGUUCCUUUCCAAGAAGCUGUUCAAAGAAAGUGUGAUGAUUGUGGUAGCUCGUGGUGAUAGAAGUGGUGAGGACGGCAUCCCAAUGCUUCUGAAGAUUCCGCGCUUAUUCGACCCAUGGGGUGGUUACAGUAUCAUUGGCUUUGGCGACAUCCUCUUGCCUGGACUCCUCGUAGCAUUUUCACUUAGGUAUGAUUGGCUAGCAAAUAAGAGCCUACGAGCCGGAUACUUCUUGUGGGCAAUGUUCGCUUAUGGGCUAGGUCUUCUUAUCACUUACGUGGCAUUGAACUUGAUGGAUGGUCACGGCCAACCUGCAUUGCUUUACAUUGUUCCGUUUACGCUAGGGACGUUUCUGGCACUGGGGAGGAAACGAGGCGAGCUAAAGGUACUGUGGACGAGAGGAGAACCUUUAAGGGUUUGCCCGCAUGUCCUUCUUGAAUCUGCUCAAGAACAAAUCUGAGAAGCACUUUAUUCUGUAAUUAUGUAAGCUAACUAUAUAUAGUUCGUUGGAGAUCAUGUAAGAAACGAGAAACGUUGUUCGUUUCUCCUGGAUAUUGCUUAUUAGUAUGGUAAUAUUAUUUCUAUUUGCUAAAA
Molecule: messenger RNA, 1271 nt
Organism: Sesamum indicum (sesame)
Lineage: Eukaryota; Viridiplantae; Streptophyta; Magnoliopsida; Lamiales; Pedaliaceae
Gene: SPPL2
Product: SIGNAL PEPTIDE PEPTIDASE-LIKE 2
Biological process (GO): membrane protein proteolysis
Cellular component (GO): Golgi-associated vesicle membrane; cytoplasmic side of endoplasmic reticulum membrane; lumenal side of endoplasmic reticulum membrane
Molecular function (GO): aspartic endopeptidase activity, intramembrane cleaving
Source: RefSeq, a predicted model, not a curated record